AUGAUUCCAAGGCCACAACACCCAUGGUUUGACAAGUUUUACAGGAAUUGUCAAAUACCAGAAAGUUAUUUUAGAGAGCAGUUACGUUUGAAUGCUGAUACUUUUGAGGAACUUCUAAAUAUACUACGACCAUCACUGACGCGCAAAAGUACAUUUUUACGUGACUGCAUCCCACCAGAAAAAGUGCUAGCUCUUGGUCUGUACCAACUCGCUCAUGGCAACUCCUAUAGUACAAUCGCAGCUACAUUUAAUGUUGGCAAAACUACUGUGAUUGAAGCGACGCAAGAUGUGGUGGAAGCGUUAUGUGAAAUUGUUGAAAACUACAUCAGAUUUCCAACUACAGAGGAUGAAGUUAUAGAAGCCAGAGAGACUUUUGAAUCAUUAACAGAUAUCCCUAAUGCUGUAGGCGCUAUAGAUGGUACACAUAUCAGAAUACAAAACCCUAAAGACAGGACCAGAUAUUUUAGUCGAUACCAAUAAUAGGAUGUAGUAGUUCAAGCAGUAGUCAAUGGAGAAAAGCGUUUUCUAGACGUCGCUGCAGGUUUUCCCGGGAGCAUGCAUGACGCUAGAAUUUUCAAGAAUAGUGCUAUUUGCCAAAAAAUCAUGAAUGGAGAACUUUUGAACGAACCAACUGUAAGAGUACAAAAUAGAGAAGUAAAACCUUUCCUGUUGCGUGACAGCGCAUAA
This is a messenger RNA of Exaiptasia diaphana, 687 nucleotides long. Its product is annotated as protein ALP1-like. The record is from RefSeq and is a predicted model, not a curated record. Lineage: Eukaryota; Metazoa; Cnidaria; Anthozoa; Actiniaria; Aiptasiidae.